AAUUUAAACUUUUGUUUGUUUAAGUUAAUUUUUAGAUAAAAUGAUGAUAAAAUAUUACAUUUUGACAAAACAGGAGUUGUCUUAGCAAACGAUGCAUUACAAAGUAACUGGGAAAAUGACCAAUGGAGCUGUAUUAGUGUUUCUCACUAUUUUGCAUUCUAUUUCAGCUAAAUCAGCAGGUGACACCUCAUCAGUUCCAGAUGAAUCACUCUCUUCAGAUGACAUGGAUUUUACAUCCACAUCUUGGAUCACAAAUAUGAACCCUGAUCAGACAAUUACCCGGCUAGUAGAUGAAAAUGUGUUUAUCAUAACAGCUGACAAAAAUGUUGUUUACAUAAACAGCUUUCCUGUGAAUGUCCAACUAUGGGAAGAUGCUUUGAAUGGUAAAGCAGUGAAAUUAUCAUCUAAUGGUAAAGAAGGGAUUUUGACCUCCACAGGGGAAAAUGUUUUGCUGGAUGGAAAAUCAAUUACAGAUGGGAAAAAAAUUUGCACUGAAAUUUCUUUAAAUUCUGUUCCUAGCACAGAAUAUGCAAUGACAGGCCAGUAUAUGGAUUUUUCAACAUCAGCGUGGAUGACAAAGUUAGUAGAAGGAGAAAGAGUAACUCGAAUAGUUGAUGGAAAUAUUUUUAACAUUUUAUCUGCUUCUGGUAACAAAGUAUUUAUUAAUGGGUUUCCAGUUACUGUGGCUGAUUGGGACCAGGCCUUGAAUGGGAAACAGGUUACAUUGACAUCUAAUGGAAGUCAAGCAUCCUUAAAUGUUGCUGGGAAGAAUGUGAUGUUUAAUGGCAAAUCUCUGACAGAUGGAGAAAAGAUUUCAACUCGGAUUUCUUUUGAUGCAGGCUCAAGUGUGGCAAUUGGGGGUCAAGCCAAUAUGGAUUUUAGCUCAUCAUCAUGGAUGGCGUCAAUAGCAGACAGACAAACAGUUAAAAGAACUGUUGAUGGAAAUAUUUUCACAAUAACAUCUUCUGGAAAUGUUGUUUAUAUCAAUGGAUUCCCUGUAACUGUUGAUCAAUGGCACAGAGUUCUAAAUGGUGAAAAGGUUAAACUUUCAUUCAAUGGAAAAGAGGCCAUUUUAACAUCAAUUGGAUCCAAUAUUUUGUUUAAUGGGUUAUCAAUGACUAAUGGAUCUCAGAUUUCCAACCAAGUAUCUUCAGGAGUAACAUCAAGUACAUCGUCAAAUUCAAUUAUUUCUGGACCAGAAAGUGAAACCAUGUCAACCCAGACAUCAACUAAGGGUGACACUAACCUCAGCAAUGAGUUUUCAAAUAUAGAUGUUUUGAAUCUUUCUUCAACAUCUUGGAUGGAGUCAUUAGCAGAAGGACAAACAGUUACUAGAACUGUUGAUGGAAAUGUAUUUACAAUAACAUCUUCUGGAAAUAUUGUUUACAUCAAUGGAUUCCCAGUAACCAUAGAUCAAUGGCAUCAAGUUCUCAAUGGGGCUGAAGUAAAACUUUCCUUCAAUGGCCAAGAAGCAAUCCUAACUUCAGUUGGGUCAAAUAUACUAUUCAAUGGAUUAUCCAUUACCAAUGGAACCAACAUUACAAAUCAAAUUUCAUCUGGAUCAACUGGGUCAUUUUCUGAAGCAGGUGGACAAGCUUCAUCCUCAUCAUAUAACAGCUUUGGGUAUAAUGCUUUUCCAGGAUUUAUUGACUUUUCCACAUCUGCAUGGCUGUCUUCAGUAGCAGAAGGACAAACAGUUACAAGAACUGUUGAUGGAAAUGUAUUUACAAUAACAUCUUCUGGAAAUGUUGUUUAUAUCAAUGGGUUUCCUGUUACUGUUGAUCAAUGGCAUCAAGUUCUGGAAGGAAAAAAAGUUGAACUCUCCUUUCAGGGGAAGAAAGCAAUCUUAUCCUCAAUUGGAUCAAACAUAAUGCUUAACGGGAUAUCAAUCACAAAUGGUUCAUCUAUUUCAACCAAGAUUUCCUUUGGAACAAUUCCGAGCUCAUCUACUGGAAUUGGAAAUAUUGAUUUUUCUACUCCUGAUUGGAUGUCUUCUUUAGUGGAAGGACAAACAGUUACAAGAAAUGUUGAUGGAAAUGUAUUUACAAUAACAUCUUCUGGAAAUAUGAUUUAUAUCAAUGGAUUCCCUGUUACUGUUGAUCAAUGGAAUCAAGUGCUCAGUGGAAAGGCAGUUAAACUUUCAUUCCAGGGAAAAGAAGCAACUUUAUCUUCAAUUGGAUCAAAUAUUAUGUUCAAUGGAAAUUCCAUGACAACUGGCUCAUCAAUGGCUAAUCAUGUAUCAUUUGGCCAUAGCUCAAGCUCAAACAUGAAAACAGACACAAUUUCAACAGAGAACUUAAGUCAAGGAAACUCUUGGGAAAAAUUCCAAAUACCAAGAGUGAACAUAGAUUUUGGCUCAUCACUUUGGUUGUCAUCUAUGUUUGAUGGACAACAAAUUACAAGAACUGUUGAUGGAAAUAUAUUUACAAUAACAUCUUCUGGAAAUGUUGUAUACAUAAAUGGGUUUCCUGUUACUGCUGAUCAAUGGAAUCAAGCCUUAAGUGGAAAAGAAGUUAUAUUAUCAUUCCAAGGAACAGAAGCAAUAUUGAAAGCUAUUGGAUCAAAUGUAAUGUUUAAUGGAAAAUCCUUAACAACUGGUUCAAGCAUCUCAACUCAGGUUUCUUAUGGAAAAAGUGCAAGUUCAAGUUCAAAUUUUUUCAAAGCUGGUGAUCUAGAUUUCAGCUCAUCAUCUUGGCUGUCAUCAAUGGUAGAUGGUCAGAGAAUUACAAGAACUGUUGACGGAAAUACUUUUGAAAUAGUAUCUUCUGCCAAUGUGAUUUACAUCAAUGGGUUUCCAGUCACAACAGACCAAUGGAAUCAAGUCCUGAAUGGGAAGGAAGUAAGACUAUCUUUCCAUGGAAAAGAAGCUAUUUUAUCUUCAAUUGGGUCAAAUAUAAUGUUUAACGGAAAAUCUCUGACAACUGGAAGACGUAUGUCAAAUCAGAUUUCCUAUGGUUUAUCAUCAAGUUCAAAUUCUAUGCUUACUGGAACAGGGGGUGAAUCAUUGUCCUCUCAAGUAAUUGGAGAAAACUUUGGUCAAAACUCAGGAUUCUUAAAUAAUGGUAACAUGGAUUUUAGCUCGUCAUCUUGGAUGUCAUCAAUGGUAGAUGGACAAACAGUCACAAGAAUUGUUGACGGAAAUGUAUUUACAAUAUUGUUCUCUGGAAAUGUUGUUUAUAUUAAUGGAUUUCCUGUUACUGCUGAUCAAUGGAAUCAAGCACUUAAUGGACUUGAAGUUAAACUUUCCUUCCAAGGAAAACAAGCAACUUUAUCUUCCAUAGGAUCAAAUGUGAUGUUCAAUGGAAAGUCUAUGACUAAUGGAUCAACCAUGUCAUCUCAUAGCUCAUUUGGUUCAACAUCAAGCUUAAAUACAAAUAUUUUUAGAACAGAUGGAAGAACAACAUCCUCUCAGGUUUCAUCAGGGGGCUCGUCAUCAUAUACAGGGGGUCUGGAUUUUAGCUCAUCAUCUUGGAUGUCAUCUUUAGUGGAUGGACAAACUAUAACAAGAACUGUUGAUGGAAACAUAUUUGAGAUAACAUCUUACAGAAAUAUGAUUUAUAUCAACGGGUUCCCUGUGACUGUUGAACAAUGGAAUCAAGCUCUUGCUGGGGAAACUGUAAUAAUAUUAUAUAAAGGCAAACAGGCAACCUUAGUUUUCACAGAAUCAAAUAUGUUGUUCAAUGGAAAAUCAAUCACAGAUGGUUCAAGUGUUUCCAACCAUGUUUCUUACGGAUCAAGUUCAAGUUCUUCAGGUUCAGGAUCAAGUUCAAGUUCAUCAAGAAGUUCAGGAUCAAGUUCAAGUUCUUCAAGAAGGUCAGGAUCAAGUUCAAGUUCAUCUAGAAAUACAGGAUCUUCAUCAAGUGCAGGGUUAAAGUCAAGAUCAUGGUCAUCAUCCUCUGGACCUGUUAUAGAUUUCAGCUCAUCAUCUUGGAUGUCCUCAUUAGCAGAAGGACAGACCAUAACUAGAACUGUUGAUGGAAAUGUAUUUACAAUAACAUCUUCUGGAAAUAAUGUUUACAUCAAUGGAUUUCCUGUUACUGUUGAUCAAUGGCAUCAGGUUCUGAGAGGGUCUACUGUCACAUUAAUGCUUGAUGGCAAAACUGCAGAGCUAUCUGCAUCAGGAUCAAAUAUUAUGUUUAAUGGACAAUCUUUGACAGAGGGGGGAAGUAUUUCAACUCAAAUAUCCUUCAACUCUGCAGGAAGGAGAGGUAAUAGUCAUUCAUCAUCCCAAAACUUGAGUGGAGGGCUCAGUUCACAAAAUUUACUAUCAUCAAAAACAGAUCGGAGAUAUGCAACUAAGAAUCCUAAACAAUAUUUUGAUUUAUCCAAUUCAGGAAAUAUUGAUUUCAGUUCAUCUUCUUGGAUGUCAAUAUUUCAAGAUGGCCAAAAAGUUACAAGAACUAUUGAUGGAAAUGUAUUUGUGAUAACAUCUUCCGGAAACAUGAUUUACAUCAAUGGGUUCCCUGUAACUGUUGAUCAGUGGAAUCAAGUUCUGAAUGGAAAAAAGGUCAACCUCUCUUUCCAAGGGAAAAAAGCAAGGCUCUCUUCAAUUGGGUCAAAUAUCAUGUUCAAUGGAAAAUCAAUGACAAAUGGAUCAAGAAUAUCAAAUCAGGUGUCAUUCAGUUCAACUUCAAGGGCAUCUACACCAUUUUCUAGCUCAGGGAAUUUAGAUCUUAGUUCAUCCUCGUGGAUGUCAAACCUUGCAAAAGGACAAAUAGUUACAAGAACUGUAGAUGGAAAUGUGUUCACUUUAACUUCAUCUGGAGAUAUUGGUUUUAUAAACGGGUUCCCUGUUACCAAGGAUGAAUGGGACCAAGCACUAGCUGGAAAGAAAGUAACGUUAACUUCUGUUGGGGAAAAAGCAGUGCUGUCAUCUACUGGGACCAAUAUUAUGUUCAAUGGAAAAUCUUUGACAAAAGGAAACUCUAUUUCUACUCAGAUUUCUUCCCGUUCAACUACUAAAUCAAACUCAAGGUUGGCAGGAUCAUCAUCUUCAUCCAUUAUUCUGCAGGGAGAACCAGAGGACAAAGAGGAUUUCGCUCAAAAUUCUCAUAAUGGCAACCUUCAUAGAUUAACUAAAUAAAACCGAAAAAUGUUUAUCUGUUUACACUUUGAGUGAGUAAGGUUUAGAACUGAUAGCUAUCGUUAUGAUACAAUUGGUUAAAAACAAAUAUUAUAAUAGUUUGAUAAAAGAAUAAAUACCUUACAUUAUCAUCUUUAA
Molecule: messenger RNA, 5221 nt
Organism: Eurytemora carolleeae
Lineage: Eukaryota; Metazoa; Arthropoda; Copepoda; Calanoida; Temoridae
Product: serine-rich adhesin for platelets
Exons: 24
Coding region: 92-5083 (1663 amino acids)
Source: RefSeq, a predicted model, not a curated record